Messenger RNA from Aspergillus steynii IBT 23096, 1850 nucleotides. Its product is annotated as putative UBX domain protein. The coding region runs from base 219 to 1763 and encodes 514 amino acids. The transcript has 2 exons. Gene Ontology annotation, molecular function: protein binding. The record is from RefSeq and is a predicted model, not a curated record. NCBI's taxonomy places the organism in Eukaryota, Fungi, Ascomycota, Eurotiomycetes, Eurotiales, Aspergillaceae.
UGCCUAUUCUUCACCCUCGUUUCUCCUCCAUCCAGUCAACACCCCUUCCGUCGUUUCUCUGCUCUUCCACGUCUUUCGGUAUUACUGUGGUGCGGGAGUGCUCCGUUACAAUCAGCGACCGGUCGCAACCGUUUGGACUCACUCGCCAAAUCCCUUCAUAUUCUUACUUCCUGGCCCGUCAUCAACCCCGCGAUAUCAACGCCGCCGUCUUUUGAACCAUGAGCUCCCAUGUCGUGGUCCUCGACUCGACAGCUCGGAGAGCUACGAUCAAGACGACACCCGGAAAACACCUGACAGAUAUCCUACAAGAAGGGUGUAAGAAGUUAGGCGUUGACGCCAAUCAAUAUGGGUUGAAACAUAAAGGAAAACAACUCGACCUAUCCCUGGUAUUUAGACUGUCCGGUCUUACCUCCGGCGCAAAGCUUGAGUUAGUCCAACUCUCACGAUCGCCUUCCGUGGUCACCGUUGCCCUGCAGCUCCCGGAGUCAGAAGCAGCAGGCACUCAGAACGGACGCCUCCUGGAUAAAUUCCCUAGUACGACCACGAUAUGGUUUAUCUUGCGCAAAUUUGAAGCCGGAGUUGCGGGGACGACUUCCAUCCGAAAUCUCACAGCCCGAGGCAUUCCCGUUACGAGCGGCGGUACUGAAGCCGGAAGAUUGUUUUACGAGACGCCAGUGGUGCAAAUAUUGGAGCGAGAGCUCUCGAGCUUCACCGAUCUACAGAAGUCUUUAGCCCAGCUAGGCUUCAACAAUGGAAACGUCUUGCUUAGAUUGAGUUUCCGACGUACAGAAGAACCGCUGGAAGUGGCGAUGGUGAAAAUCCAAGACUAUUUCAAAGCGUUUGGUGACGAUGAUACUCCUGCGAAACAAGAAUCGCCGGCGAAACAAGAAUCGCCGGCGAAACAGACACAGAAGGCUGAAGAAUCGACUCAAAUCGAAAACCAGCAGCCGACUCCUACUCCCGAUAUUACCUCGAAUACAACUGCCGAAUCGGAACAACCGGAAAUUCAAACCGAACCCUCUGCAACCACUGAGUCCACUGAGGUGCCGACUGAUUCCUCCCGCUCCAUAACUGUUUUCGCGCCUCCGUCCAACGACACCCCCCAGUCCGCGCAAACUUCAUAUAGUGAUAGUGAUUUCGUCCCAUCGGUGGACCAUGCAAAAGCGCACCAGCGUCGCCUCAACAUUGCCUCGCAGAACAAAAAGCUCCCGUCGGACGCAGAAAUCGCCGCCCAAGCCGCAGCCGCGGAGGAAAGACUGGCCGCGGUGCAAGAAGUCGACGUGAAAGUCCGUCUUCCGGACCAAAGCCAGGUAGUAGCGAAAUUUAAACAAGGAGAUACGGGGGAAACGCUUUACGAUUUCGUGAGGAACUGCCUUGCGGCGCCAUUCGCCUCUGAGAAGUUUAUCAUCACACACUUGCCCGCGGGGCCGCCUGGCACGGGCGGUAGAAAGAUCCAGAGCGUGGUUCCAGACUCGGAUAAGAGCCUACUGAUCAAAGACCUGGGCAUGACAGGCCGAGUGCUUGUCAACUUCUCCUGGGACGCCAAUGCAUCGUCCGCUGUCCGACAAAGUCGAGCCGACCUGUUAAAGCCGGAGUUGCAAAAUAAAGCACAGCAGCACAAAGUUGAGCAACCUCGCGAGGUGAUGGACACCUCGGAAGACACAGCCCAACCAAAGCCAGGGGCGAGCCGACAGUCCGGCGAGAAACCGGCUCGCAAGCCUGGGACGCUACCCAAGUGGUUGAAGUUGCCUGGAAAGAAAUGAAACCGCCGGUCUCUGCGGGUAGUUAUGUCGUGUAUGCUUUUAACCAUGAUCAUGAAUCAUUGAAUAAAAUAUUUCCUUAGAUGAUGC